Messenger RNA from Paramecium octaurelia, 801 nucleotides. Lineage: Eukaryota; Ciliophora; Oligohymenophorea; Peniculida; Parameciidae. The record is from the annotation of a GenBank genome assembly.
AUGAAAAUAGCUAAUUUCAUAUCGAAGGCUCAAAAAUCGGUCUUUUAAUUUAGCGAUAUGAAGAAGAAUCUAGCUAGAGUAAUAUUCACGAAUGUUGCAAUAGAGGAUAACUUCGAUUCGAAAUUCCCUGGAGCCUCACAAAUCUUUUAUUUUAAUGAGUAAUAGAAGGAAGCAUUGGUGAAGACUACAUAAAAUAAAAAGGAAAUCAUCUGUAUAUAUUUUAGUGAUGACAAGAGUUCAAUGAUUCGAGUUACUUGGGGUAAUAUGUGAACAAGAUGUUUAAUAAUUACAAGAAUAAGGCAAUAAGGUUUGAAUAUGCAUAUGUAGAGUUUCCGAAUAAAGAUUAUUGGCAACACAUGUAUGAGAUUGUUGGCACCAUGGAUGGAGAAUGUAUAUUUUUGAGUAAUUCAAUUAAGCUUCUACUCUUGUAAUUAGAAUAAAGGAGGAUGUUUUGAAGGAAUGUUUGGAAUGUAACUUGGACACUUUGGAAUAGUACAAGGGUUUAUUCAUCCAAAGGAUUGUGAAUAUUGGGAUGAUUAGCGUAUUUCAGCUCAAGCUGGUAUCUCAAAAAACCAUGGAGGAAGGAAUUUCAGAAUUUGUGAUUCGUUGUCUGAAUUCAAAGGAAGAUGUUUUCUCUUCAAGUCAGAAAAAGUUGGUAUGACACGAUCCUUAACUUAGUUGUACAAGUCUGGAGGGAAAUUUUAUUAUUAGUUGGGUUAGCGAUCUAUGUUACAUAAACCUGAUGCAGUAGUGGGGGAGGUAUACCCUUAACUGGAAUGAUAAAAAUAAUAUAAAUUAUUU